AUGCGUCCAGACGCUAUCAAUACCCCUCUUCGUAGCGAUUGGGAUGUAGCCGGUCAUCCUACAUGUACUUUAUGGUGGCCAGCUCGUUCUCAAAAGGCUGAGACCAUCAUCCUUUUUAUUCCCGGCAAUCCUGGUCUUAUUGACUACUAUACUGAAUUUCUCGAGAACGUUUAUCAACAAGCAUCGCCCAAUGUGGAGAUCUUUGGAGUGUCUCAAGUCGGCAUGUCGGCUUCAAGUCCACCUGACAAGGAGUAUACGUUCCAGGAACAAAUCGACCACAAGGUGUUUUGCUUUGACAUGCUACAGAAAGCAAAUCCUGAUGCACGUAUUAUUAUCAUGGGUCAUUCGAUUGGUGCUUACCUUGCAGCUGAAGUAGUCAAGCAACGUCCCACAGCUGUAUCACGUGUCUUUGGGUUGUUUCCAUGCUUGUACGAUAUCGGCAAGACCCCAAAAGGAAUUCGAAUUCAGCGCUAUCUGCUAAAGUUACCGCAAUGGGUGCUUACAGGUCUUGGAACGGUGUUAUCCUAUUUACCUCCGCCACUACUUGAAGGGUUAGUCGGUGCGGUGACCCACCACAAAGGCCAUAUCCUCAAGGUGACCGCUUCGCUGUGCAACCGAUCUACCAUCCGCACCGUAAUAAGAAUGGCACAUCAGGAGAUGCGACUUGUAAAGCAACUGGAUCAUCAUUUCUACUCGGCACAUAUGGACAAGUUUGUCUUGUACUAUUCACCUACCGAUGGAUGGGCACCCCUUGAACAUUAUCGUACUCUAAAAGCAGCUUAUCCCAAUCACAAACAUUUCUAUCUUUGCGAAAAAGGUUUGCAACACGACUUCUCAUUAGAUACCAAUGCAAAUAUUUAUAUGGCUCACAAGGUCAUUGAAUGGAUGAGAGGUGGACAAGAUAUGAAGUUUUAG
Molecule: messenger RNA, 915 nt
Organism: Lichtheimia ornata
Lineage: Eukaryota; Fungi; Mucoromycota; Mucoromycetes; Mucorales; Lichtheimiaceae
Exons: 5
Coding region: 1-915 (304 amino acids)
Biological process (GO): lipid storage
Cellular component (GO): lipid droplet
Molecular function (GO): lipase activity
Source: RefSeq, a predicted model, not a curated record